AUGGCCCAUAAAUCAGAUAUUGCUCUUCAUGAAUUUUCACUCAACAUUGUAAAACAAACUGGACGUGCUCUGAGUCAUAUCCUUGAUAGCAAAUUUGGAUGUGUGGCCACCUUUGAAGGUGUGGAUUUUGAGAGUGAUGCAAGCUUUGGACAGCAGAAGAGGCAGACUGUUACACCAGAGAAGAGGUUUUCUGUCAAGCUGCGUGCAGGUGUUGAGGUGUCCGUGUGGAAGGCUGAUCUCACCAAUUUCCCAGUAGAGGCUGUUGUCAAUGCUGCCAACUGCAGUCUUCAUCAUGGUGGUGGCCUUGCAUAUGCUCUGUGUGAAGCUGGUGGUCCUCAAAUCCAAAUGGAGAGUGACGAUUACACACACAAACAUGGUCCCAUACCAACAGGAGAAGCAAUUGUCACUAAUGCUGGGUUGCUGCCUUGCAAGAAGAUAAUUCAUGCUGUGGGUCCAUGUCUGCCAAUUAAGCCCACUUAUUCUGAAUUUUCACAAGCCAAACGACAGUUGGAGCAGGCUAUCAGGAGCAUUCUUGACAGAGUUGACAAAGAUCAACUGGACACUGUUGCCAUUCCAGCUAUAAGCUCUGGGUUGUUCAACUACCCCCUGUCAGAUUGUGCUGAAACUAUAGUAUCAACUGUGAGAGACUACUAUGGAUUCUCCUCUUCCCGCUGGAAUCUUCCUCGAGAGAUAUUCUUUGUGAACCACGAUGAGCCAACGGUCACAGAAAUGAUGAACGCCUGCCAUAAGAUUCUAGCCCCUCACCAGCACUACCAGUUAGUACCGCAAGGGCAGGCACCAGGAACCCACACCAGUGGUGCUACCAAAACAUCUAACAUUUCCAUCCAGAUUAGGAAUGUCCUUUUGGCACUGAAGAGUGAUAACAUUGAAGAACAGAAGACCGAUGUCAUUGUAAACACAACAUCACUGGAACGAGACCUGAAAGUCGGUCAGGUCUCUAAAGCUUUGUUGAAGAAAGCUGGCGGAGGCCAUGCUCUGCACUGUCCAGGAGGAGUUUGUCAGAGAGGAAGAGGAUGA
Maylandia zebra (zebra mbuna) is the source of this 1038-nucleotide messenger RNA. The record is from RefSeq and is a predicted model, not a curated record. Lineage: Eukaryota; Metazoa; Chordata; Actinopteri; Cichliformes; Cichlidae.